AUGAAUCGAGAGAUUCCCGGUUUCUACUUCGAUCCGGAGAAGAAAAAAUACUUUAAAAUCCAAGCAAAUCAUGCCGUUCCUGCAGGAGCAACAUAUUCCAAAGAUGCAGUUAAAAGGAAACGAACCGAGCAUGAGAAACAACAACAAAAACAAAAACUAGCAGAGCGCGUUUCUAAAGAAAAGGUUCGCAAAGACAGCUUCUAUCACCAUCCGCUGGUCGGAGGGGAUCAAGAGAUUGGGUCUCGGCUCCCAUCUACUACGACUAGACAGGAUCAGCAGGCUCGUAUAUACGCGAGUCAAAUACAACGAGAAAGGCUCCAUCGAUUCAGACCAUGGCCAAAGGACUUCACUAUCCAGGAUGUUUUGAGAAAUCCCCAGUCUGGCGUUCUCAUUGCUAGCGGCAAUCACGGACUGCAGUCUUCGGUCUCGGUAUGUUUUCCUGACACCGAGAAAGGACGAUGGGCCUAUGACCGCACGAUGGAACGUGUUUUAUUUAAAGAACAAUACAGACUAUCAUCAAUCUCUUUAAGCCACACAGGCUAUCUUCUAGCAACAAUGGACAGCGGCGCAGACGGAGACUCAUUCCUCGCACCGCGUCGUCUCCCAACUCCCGAUGAAACGGGCGACUAUCAAUGGCCUACAUUUUUCACACAUCCCAUUCGCAUCCGCACUACACCUUCACUUUGGUGUUCCGCCGCCUCCCCAGCAGGGGACAAGGCUCUAUUCGCCAUCGGAACCUCUGAAGGUCUCUAUACUCUCGAGGGAUUUGGUAGCCACUGGACAUUAUCUGAGAAGCCGUUCCCCACAGAGGGAGAUCAGGGAUUUCAUCGAAAGACCAACUCCGCACAUGCACAUGUAAAUGCAGUCGAAUGGCUCUCAUCAAAUGUUAUAGCUUCCGGACUUCGGAACUCAACUGUCAUUCUACAUGAUAUUCGCAGUGGAGGUAGUGCAACACGAUUACAACACCAAUACCCAAUUGCAAAUAUACGAAAGGUUGAUGAGCACCGUCUAGUCGUUACAGGACAUACAUCUAUGCAAAUGUAUGAUAUCCGAUACGCACCAAAUGGUAUCCAACGUAAACCCAGACCUCUUUCCCCUUCACAUACCUCCACAAGGCCAUACUUGACAUUUCAGGAGUACGUCCCUAACACGAAUUCCAAUUUCGAUGUUAGUACAGAGCUUGGUCUUCUCGCGAGUGCUUCUGAUAAUGGGAAGGUUCAGCUCUUCUCCCUGCAAAAUGGGACACAGGUGGCCUCUCCCCUUGCAGAGGCAGAGUAUACAGAGCCGAUCUCUUGUGUGCGGUUUGAUUCGAGCGAGGGAAUGGAUAUGAAUGGACCUCAGAUGCCGAGCUUGAUGGUUUGUUCGAGGGCUACUGUUGAUGAAUGGGCAUGGUAG
Messenger RNA from Penicillium angulare, 1395 nucleotides. RefSeq lists its product as uncharacterized. Gene Ontology annotation, molecular function: protein binding. Gene Ontology annotation, cellular component: Cul4-RING E3 ubiquitin ligase complex. NCBI's taxonomy places the organism in Eukaryota, Fungi, Ascomycota, Eurotiomycetes, Eurotiales, Aspergillaceae. The transcript is spliced from 10 exons. The record is from RefSeq and is a predicted model, not a curated record. The coding region runs from base 1 to 1395 and encodes 464 amino acids.